Messenger RNA from Cynoglossus semilaevis (tongue sole), 3594 nucleotides. Its product is annotated as actin filament-associated protein 1-like 2. Gene Ontology annotation, cellular component: cytosol. The transcript has 16 exons. Gene Ontology annotation, molecular function: SH3 domain binding. NCBI's taxonomy places the organism in Eukaryota, Metazoa, Chordata, Actinopteri, Pleuronectiformes, Cynoglossidae. Bases 808 to 2622 code for a protein of 604 amino acids. The record is from RefSeq and is a predicted model, not a curated record.
GAAAAAGAGGAAGAAGAGGAAGAAGAAGAGGAAGAAGAAGAAAAGGAAGAUGAAGAAGAAGAUGAAGAGGAAGAAAAGGAGAGGAAGAAGAAGAGGAAGAAGAAGAGUUGGCCUCUUCAGCCAUUGUACAGACAGUGACAGCAGUACAUAAAGCACAUGUGUCAAACUCAAGGCCCGCAGGCCAAAUGCUGCCAGCCAAGUGAUCUUGUGUGGCCCACCAGAGUUUUAAAAAGACGUUAGCCUUAUAAUUAAAUCAACGUUGCUGAGUUUCUUAAACUUAUAAAUUCAACUUUUAUUUUUUUUAUUAAUCAUCAAAUCUACAAUAAUAAUAAUUUAUAAGAAAUAAAUAAUAAAGAAUUGCAGAAACAUAUAUUGAUACUUUAUGGAGUAGUUACAUUUAUAUAUUACUACUCUGUUUUCAACCAGCUCUUCAAGGGGAACUGUAUUACUGAUCUCCCCCUCCUCCCCCCUCGCUGCCCCCCCUCCAACUCCCACCUCUCCUUUAACACUGAGAAAGAACUGUUGACAUUGACACAUUAUUGACAUUUAUUCGGGGGCAAAGAUCCAAACAUGUCGGAUGAAGAAUGGUUUUACCCUUCCUGACCUCUUCUUCUACCACUCCGCUGCUCUCUCCCUUCCUCCCUCCCUCACUCCCUCCCUCGCUCUCUCUCUCCUCCCUCUCGUGUGGUGGGAGCCGGCAGUCAGAACCAACAGCAGAAAAGUGUGUGUGUGUGAACCGGUGGAAGUGUCGGACUGUCGCAGAGCUAUGAGACCGAAGAUCUGCGUCUUCUGAGACGACCCGUGGACAUGGACAAACAGAAAGUUCUGCCCAGACUCAUCAGCGACCUCCAGUCCUUUCUGUCUCUGUUGGACUCCGAGAACCUCAGCUACAUCGCUCAGGCCCAGAAGAAGUCCAUCUCGGAGCUGCUGUCCAAACUGCAGACGAACGACAGCCCAGUUGAAGAUGCUGAAUACAUGAUAAUGAGCUGUCAAUCAUCCUCGCCCAUCAAGGAGCUGACGGAUUCACCUGAAACAGAAAUUGUUCGUUCCUCUGAUCCGGGCUCAAAGAAGGACCUGUGGCAGAAGACUGGGGGCCCCACGGUGCCCCCCCUCCCACCAGGAGGCCUGGGAGAUGACGAGGAAGAUACGUACGAGGAGGCGGAGCCUUAUCUACCGGCCAACUCAACCGUGUCAAACACAGAGAAGGAGGAGUCAGACAGCAGCCACUACGAGUCCUACGGCGAAGAAGACGACGACGACGAUGAUGAGGGGGAGGGGCUCAUAAAGGACCGCGCCCACUACCUCCAGUGGAGUUCCUCUCAGCCCUGUCUGAGGCCCAUCCCGGAGUCCCGCCUCUGCGGAUACCUGUGGAAGAGGAAGUGGCUGGGACAGUGGACCAAACAGCUGUUCAUCAUCCGCAACAACACCCUGCUGUGUUAUAAAUGCGCUCGAGAUCUGCUACCUCACCUGGAGCUGAACCUUCUGGGGUGCCAACUUGUCUACAAGUUGAAGAACAACGGCAAAAUCCAGCACCAACUCAAACUGGUUCUGCUGAGCUCAGAGACCCUGGUGCUGGGCUACAGCAGCUUCCAGCAGGCAGAGGAGUGGAGGAAGGUGAUAGAGGAGGUGAGCAUUGGGAGAGACGUGGAGAGUCAUCGAUCGUCCUCCCUGGUGAGGUCAGAGCAGCAGCUGUCCUGCAGGUCCAGUACAGUCUGUAGUGAUUCCGAGGAGGAAAGACCCCCGCCUCAUUAUACCCUCCCAAAGGAAAAAGACAAAGACAGAGGUUUCCUGAACGUGCUGAUGAACUGUCAGUGGCAGAGUUUACUGUGUCGUGUUGAGGCCGGUUCGCUCAACAUGUUUGGAGAGGCCGAGGAGAAGGAGCAGCAGUCUCCCCAGUACACCAUCCAGCUGAGGGGGUGUGAGGUUCGGGCCGGGCCUGAUACCGACCGCUCGUACAGAAUCGCCCUGAGCCUACUGGGCGACCAGGUGGCUAUGCUGGAGUUCAGUAGUUCCGAAGAAAAACAGCAUUGGCUGACCCUGCUGCAGGAAGCUGUCGAUGGUUACGGCCUCCGCGAUGGGACGACGCAGAACCAAACAGGUGUCGCUUUGAGUGGGCUGCAGACCCGUAGGUUCCCCACCUCCAACACCUACAUGGACGAUCCCUUCCACUUGAGCCGACCCUGCUCGGACCAGCCCAUCUACUCAAACACAGCCAUACUACAGAACAUGCUCCAAACAUCUCAGGAACCAGGAUGUCGCAGCUCUGUGUCGUCCAAGGACUCGGUGACCUACAGCAACGCCGUCUUCACCUGUCACAACAGGAAGAGUGCAGAUGUGGAGCGCCACGUUCAGAAGUUGGAGCUGACCGGGAAGAGCCCCGUGCAGCUGAGAGCCGGCUCUGAGAUCAACCUGACGUCAGCUGGGAAACAAAACAAACGCACCUCUUUCAGACGGUCACUGGCUGUCUGUACCGAGCGCGCUCAGGCAGGUUUUCUGAACCCGCUGCUGCGACGGACGGCAUCUGCCAAAAAUUCCCUGAGACGUGCGCCGUCUGCGCUGUUCAUCGAACACGGAAAAGUUUUUCAAAGAAGAAAGGAAUGGGAAACCAAAGCUGCUGCUUGACACCAGCUCGUCUUUGCACCGUCACGUUCGAACAACCGUCGACUCACAUUUUUGUGUUUCUUUGAUUUUUAUUUUCUGUUUUUCAGUCGUUGACACGUGAACAUGUAACGCAUUCCGACUUGUUCUUUUGAAGUAAUGCAUACGUUUAUUAUUAACAGUCAGUCAAACUAGCGUGCACAUUCAACAGUGUUGAAGUGAGAUAGUUUGCGUGCGUUAACGUUUCACAGGUUUGGUUUUUUUCCCCCCUCUUUUCACUGUAAUGAAAUACUCACUGGUUUGAAUAGGAACAGGAAGCACAUUUGUAUGAUUUUUUUUCCUUAUUUACCACAGGGUUGUGGAUGUGGUUAUGUUGUCAAAAUAAUAAAUAAUAAUAAAAAAAUCUGCACCGUGUUUUUAUAACCUGUAAAUAUUACUAAGAAUCAUGAGUCAUAUUUCCUGUAACUGCUCUGUAACAUUUUAAUAUUUUCUAAAAAAAAAAAAGUGCACAUGUGUCUUUUAAUAAUGGAUUAAACAUUGAUUUGUAACAUUUAAAAACAAGCCUGAACUCAUUUGUGUCCGCUCAUUAAUGCAAUUCUUUAUUUUGUGAAAUAACUUCACAGCAAACGUCACAGGAAAUGGCUUCUAACAACGUACACGACACGGAAUAACCACGCUUUUAAGAGUUCUUCUCGUAGUUGUACAGUAGUGCUUACGUCAUUAAGGGAACAAUUCACUUUAUUUAUUAAAUACAUUAAACCUUUAAAUGUUUCGCGCUUUUUUUUUACUCAUGUUUAGCACAUUACCCUCCGCUCCGCGGCAGCGCAACGCCAGAAACCUCACAAUGUCAGCCGUUACUCCGACGCCGAAGAAGAGUCGCGGAAGUGGGCACAGAUUAUCUGACGUCAUCGGGCUAGCCAGCUAACAAAGACAACUGACGGUCUUGACCAACGAUUCACCCAGGGUUACAGCUCAGAAAAACGCCCGGACCGAAAG